Molecule: messenger RNA, 696 nt
Organism: Schistocerca americana (American grasshopper)
Lineage: Eukaryota; Metazoa; Arthropoda; Insecta; Orthoptera; Acrididae
Exons: 4
Coding region: 1-696 (231 amino acids)
Source: RefSeq, a predicted model, not a curated record
AUGACAGCUCUUCACAGCCUGGAGAAAAACCACGGAAUUGUAAAAGAUACACUAAACAAGAACAGAAAACUGGAACCCAACAAAAAGUCAAAAACAAGUACAGAUAUGAGCUUUGUAAGUGAAAGGAUAAUUAGAGCAAGAGUGAACUUGGGAAAGAAUAGUUUUACUGUACUCCAAGUGUACACACCUCAGCAAGGGUGCAGUGAGGAAGAAAAAACGAAAUUCCUUCAAGAACUGGAAGACCAAGUAAGAGGAGAUAACAUUAUGAGAAUUGGGGAUCUGAAUGCUCAGAUCGGCAUGGAUAGAAAUGGAUAUGAGGAGAAUACAUUCUUCAGAGAACAAGAUAGCCAUAAGAUUACUAGAUAUGGCUGGGAUGGCAUAUCUAAGACAGUUAUAGGCUACAUAUUAAUGGACAAAUUAACUGGAGGAAAAGUAAGGGAAACUAAAGUCAUACAAAAAUGCCAAAAAUUGAGGAGGAGGAAAGAAGAAGAAAAUAAGAAAAGCUUCCAAAAUCUAGUAGCACAAAAAUUGCCAAAAAUUGAAAAGGGUAGUGUAGAGGAAGAGUGGAACCUAUUUAAAACAUCAAUAGUUAACAGUGCUGUGCAGAUAUGUGGCAAAACAAAGGGUAAAGUGAAAUACAAAGAAACCAGUUGGUGGAACGAUAGAGUAAAAGAUGCAAUUAAAAAAGUAAUAUGA